CAAGAGAUAAGAGAUUGAAGUGCAACACAACAGAAAAAAAAAUGAGCAACUCACAUGCUUCUUAUUGUUUCCCGUGUGGAAUGUCGGAGUGUACCAAAAAUAACAUCACAGGUAUAUACGUAAUUUGAUAAAAUAAUUAAUAAUAAAUUUUAGUGGAUUAUAAAUGAUCGUGUAGAAUAGAUAGAGGGUGAGCUAUGGAGAGCGUUUUGGGCCUUCCGUGGGCAUACACAGUAAUGUUGUUUUCUUUCCCUCAAUGCUAUACACAUGAGAUGCCCAAAUAUCACAUUUUUGGACAAACAACCACACACAGCAACUCCACAUCACUCAUGUUGAGACUAUACAUAUCUCAAGUCUUAUUGUUUGGUAAAAGACAACAUGGUGCUCACAGAAGAAAUCCUUCUCGAGAGAUUAUCUCUGUGCGAGCGAGAAGAGGGUGGUUGGUGUGCCUUUGGCUGUAUAAAUUUGGGAUUAAUAGGAGGAAUGCAACAUUUUGACUCAUUCGUGGUGAUCUUGAGCUUCACACCGGAUCUCCUCGCGCGCAGUUCUCGAGGCUGUUAGCACGCAACACAGCACCGCACAAUGGAUGUGUCGCAGUGAUUUCCGCGCAGUCGGGUCUGCUCUCGGCGUGAGCCGUAAAAAAAAAGUGUGCCUUCCAAUUGAUUAGAGAGAAGAUUGAGGAGACAUGGUGGCAAUGGAUAAUGUGCUGCUGUUCGUGCCAGAUGGGCUGGACAGGAAGAAAUCUCUGUCAAUGUCACAUCUGCCCGUACCAGCACAAGAUAGGAACUUCCUCUGCGUUCCCGGUGCAUCGAGUUUACAGGAAUUGCAGGAAAUUACGGAUUUAUCACGCAAAUCCUACGAAUCUCUCCGUCGGAUUGAGUCAAAUACAUCCAUCACUGUGCCUGAGAAUUUUAGUUUCUCCACCCUGGCCAUUCAGGUGUACAAGAUGCGUUGGGCCGUGCUCCUGCUGAGCCUUGCCGCCGUGGCACUCACGUAUAUGCAGUGGAUUCAGUACAGUAUUGUUGCCAAUAUCAUUAUGCGAUACUACCGUGUAUCAUCGCUCCUUGUUGACUGGACAUCAAUGGUCUUCAUGGUGACCUAUACUCUUCUUGUUAUCCCAGUUUCAUUCUUUAUGGACAUUAAACGUCCACGUCAAGCUGCAGUAAUGGGAUCUGUUCUCUUGGCUUUAGGAUCUUGGAUUAAGGUCUUCUCAUUGGAUCGUGAGAUGUUCCUUGUGAGCUUCCUAGGGCAGACUGUGGUGGCUAUUGCGCAGGUUUUUAUUGUCAGCCUACCAAAUCGUCUUGCCACCACAUGGUUUAGCCCCGAGGAAGCAUCAAAAGUCUGUGGUUUGGGUGUAUUUGGGGCUCAACUGGGAACAUCACUGGGGUUCUUCCUCACCCCAUGGCUUGUGCAGAAUGACGAUAAAAUUGAGAAUAUUCAUCAGGAUCUUGAAAUUAUGUACAUAAGUGAUGCUGGACUUUCAACCAUGAUCUCCGUUUUCACCGUGGCAGUGUUCCAAUCACAACCCGAAAAGCCACCGAGUCACAUUCAGGCAAUCCAGAGGAGUGUUCGGGCAACAAAUAAGGGUUUCUGGAAAUCCAUCUGGGGCAUUGUGAGGCAGCGAGACUUUGUUAUCCUCGCCAUUGCAUAUGGGAUGAAUGUUGGUGUCUUCAAUUCCAUGCUAACACUUCUCAAUCAAAUUGUACUCAACUACUUUCCCGAUAGCGAAAAAGAUGCUGGCUACAUUGGAGUUGCCAUCAUUGUUACUGGCUUAGUGGGAUCUGUGGUGUUUGGCUUUGUAAUGGAUACAUGGCAUGAGUACAGAAAGACUGCAGUAUGGGUGUACGGAAUAACUGCCCUGACGGUCCUUGUCUUCUCCUUAUCAUUGGAAAGUAAAUCCAAGAAGCUCCUCUACGUGGCAUCAAUUCUCAUGGGUUUCUUCAUGAGUGGCCUUCAGACAAUUGGAUAUGAAUUAGCAGCAGAGUUAACCUACCCAGAACCCGAUGGUCCCGUAGCUGGUAUCAUGAACAUUUCCACGCACAUCUUUGGGAUUCUCUUCACCAUCACAAUAUCACGCAUUCACGAUACCAUGGGGGACCUCGCGGGUAAUAUGGCAUUCACAGUGCUUCUAGUCAUUGGUGCACUUAUUAUUGCACAAAUAAAAUCAGAAUUAAAGAGGCACUCUGCCUACAAGGAGGUUGCUUCUGCUGCUGCGGAAUUGGCUCAGCUUGAGAAGCAGAUUGUGCAGGAAAAAGCUCCGUUUCUCAUCUUUAAAAUUGAUGAACAUUAAAAAUGUCUUCGUUAUUCGUUUAUUUUUUUUUAUUUUCAAUAAAUAAUUCAACGAAUUACAUU
Lutzomyia longipalpis is the source of this 2349-nucleotide messenger RNA. RefSeq lists its product as uncharacterized. The transcript is spliced from 5 exons. Gene Ontology annotation, cellular component: membrane. NCBI's taxonomy places the organism in Eukaryota, Metazoa, Arthropoda, Insecta, Diptera, Psychodidae. The record is from RefSeq and is a predicted model, not a curated record. Gene Ontology annotation, biological process: heme export; transmembrane transport. Bases 683 to 2287 code for a protein of 534 amino acids. Gene Ontology annotation, molecular function: heme binding; heme transmembrane transporter activity.